This is a messenger RNA of Glycine soja, 1524 nucleotides long. RefSeq names its product transcription factor bHLH106-like. Gene Ontology annotation, biological process: regulation of DNA-templated transcription. The coding region runs from base 127 to 882 and encodes 251 amino acids. Gene Ontology annotation, molecular function: protein dimerization activity; DNA-binding transcription factor activity. The record is from RefSeq and is a predicted model, not a curated record. NCBI's taxonomy places the organism in Eukaryota, Viridiplantae, Streptophyta, Magnoliopsida, Fabales, Fabaceae. The transcript has 2 exons.
AAAAGCACAAUCAUAAGCAUCACUUCACGUUCAUGACCACAAAAACUGAAACUGUACCACACUCUUUCAGUCCCCCUUAGGUUUCCUUCUUAUUAGCCUCCCCCCCCUCACACCUACCCUAUCAUCAUGCACCACUUUGCCAUGGACAACUCUCACCUCCUCCAAUUCCUUCCCAACACCACCACCACCACCACCAACACCAACACCCCCUUCUUCCAUGCUGCACCUCACACUCACACCAUGCACCACCCCCUCUCUACUAAUUCAUCCAAUAAUACUAAUUACUACCCCUUCCACCUCUCCCAAAUUACCGAAACACCCUCCCACCAUGAUAGAGCCCUUGCUGCCAUGAAGAACCACAAGGAGGCUGAGAAGAGAAGGAGGGAGAGAAUCAACUCCCACCUCGACCACCUUCGCACUCUUCUCCCUUGUAAUUCCAAGACAGACAAGGCUUCGCUUCUGGCGAAGGUUGUCCAGCGGGUGAAGGAGUUGAAGCAGCAAACCUCGGAGAUCACCGAGCUUGAAACCGUUCCGUCGGAGACCGACGAGAUCACGGUGCUCUCCACCACCGGAGGCGACUACGCCUCCGGUGGCGGCGACGGAAGGCUCAUCUUCAAGGCCUCGCUGUGCUGCGAGGACCGCUCCGACCUCAUCCCCGACCUCAUAGAAAUCCUCAAUUCGCUUCACCUCAAAACCCUCAAAGCAGAAAUGGCCACUCUCGGAGGAAGAACACGCAACGUUCUCGUGGUCGCUGCUGACAAAGAACACAGCAUUGAAUCCAUCCAUUUCCUUCAGAACUCGCUCAGGUCCAUUCUGGACCGAUCCAGUUCCGGCGACAGGUCGAAACGACGCCGUGGCUUAGACCGAAGACUGAUGUCUUGAACCGGAUACUGUUUCCAUAGCUACACAUGCAAAUGCAUGCCUUACUAGUAUCACUCCUAAUAUUGUUGGUUAAUUCGAAAUGGUUUAUGUGUUUGCAGGUUUUUUGUAAUGUAAAAAGAAAUUAAGACAGAUCAUGAGUUUAAGGACUAUGCAUUAUCAGUUCAAAUAUAAACAUUUUUGCACUCUCAACUAAUCAUAAAUCAAUUUUUACUCUCUCAAUCAAUCAAAAAUUAUUAUGAGUAUUAUUUUAAAGUUAAACAAACUUAUUAGACGUAAUUAUUUGCGAUUGAAUGAGAGUGUAAAACUGUUUUACAUGAUUAUUGCAUAGCUUAUUUUCUCUUAUAUUUGUUUAGAUUGUUCUUAUGGUAGUGAGUGAGUGCGUUAGUUAGGUAGCUAGGGUUUGUGUGAUGUUUGGAAUCUUUGCAUGUGAACUUGGAGUUGCAUGUAAGUAGGAGAAACAGGAGGGGUGAGAAUCUUGCUGGAGGGUAAUGGGGAAGGGAAUGGAGUUUUGUUUAAUUACGUGCUGUGCAAGUUGUGGCUUUUGACAGCGGGGGAAAGGAGUCUCUGUCUGUUCUGUAAAAGCAAUGCUUCUGUGAGUUUCCAAGCUGUAGAAAAUGGCAUAUUCGUUUUCUCUUUCAUGCA